UCAGGGCUUCAUGGCGCAGCAGGUCAGCGGUUCACCUUUCCUGAAACCCUUCUUCCUAAAGACACCCACCAGUGUGGUCAGUCCUCUGCAGCAGAGACGCCACACGCUGCCCGCCAGUGAGUUCAGGAACCUCACACCCCAGGACGCCAUCAGUGUGUUUGAGAUUGAGAGGGAGGCUUUUGUCUCUGUGUCUGGAGAGUGUCCACUCACCUUGGACGAGGUCCUGAACUUCCUCAGCCAGUGUCCAGAGCUUUCACUGGGUUGGUUUGAAGAAGGUCAGCUGGUGGCUUUCAUCAUCGGCUCCGGAUGGAACAAAGAGAGGCUCUCACAGGAGGCCAUGACCCUCCAUGUCCCAGACACCCCCACAGUGCACAUCCACGUCCUGUCCGUGCACCGCCACUGCCGUCAGCAGGGCAAAGGCUCCAUUGUCCUCUGGCGCUACCUGCAGCAUCUGCGCUGCAUGCCAGGCCUGCGCAGGGCUCUGCUGAUCUGCGAGGACUUCCUGGUGCCUUUCUAUCGCAAGGCCGGCUUCAAGGAGAAAGGGCCGUCGGCCAUCACCGUCUCCAACAUGCACUUCCAAGAGAUGGAGUACACGCUGGGUGGGCAGGCCUACGCCAGGAGGAACAGCGGUUGCUAGUCUGUUGAUCGCUAGUGCUUUACACUCCAGAUUACGUCCAGUCAAACGGGAUUCAAAUGUGGUUUCGUGAGGUAGCGACACAUAGUCGACGAUAGGGAAGGGUAUGAGAGUGAGAUACUCGUUCUUGCUAAAAAUAUGUGUGGAAUUUAUCUGUGUGAGGAGAAAGGGAGGGAAAUAUAUAUAUAUUCAGGCACUUGAAAAAAGGUGUAGCAUGUAGACACCCC
Molecule: messenger RNA, 861 nt
Organism: Cynoglossus semilaevis (tongue sole)
Lineage: Eukaryota; Metazoa; Chordata; Actinopteri; Pleuronectiformes; Cynoglossidae
Gene: aanat2
Product: arylalkylamine N-acetyltransferase 2
Exons: 3
Coding region: 11-637 (208 amino acids)
Biological process (GO): circadian rhythm; response to light stimulus
Cellular component (GO): cytoplasm
Molecular function (GO): aralkylamine N-acetyltransferase activity
Source: RefSeq, a predicted model, not a curated record